GUAUACGCAUCUCAACCCAACAAAGACAGAAUACUUAUUAUAUCCAAGAUACAGAUGGUAGUGGUCGACGUUGUGGUAACAGAUAAGUUUCCCGUUGAGCUUCACUAUGUUCCAAAUCUGGAUCAAGUUUGGGUUUUGUGCUGGAGGAAGACAGAAGACAGGGGAACCAAGACCAUUCAAAUAAUCCGAGAUGCCAGCCAGAAAAAGAAACACCACACUGUUCACCCCGAGCCUGUGGAUGGACACUUUGAUCUGGUGAGCGGGCUCUUCAUCCCUCCCAACCAAGAUCUAGGUCACGGAUGGAAGUACGGAUAUGUAGUGCAUACCAACCAAAGAGGCAUGUACAAACUCGACCUUCAGGGUAUGAAGUAUCUCAAGACGGUGGAUCUCACCCCUUACAACUGCGCUCCCAAGUCAGCCGAUUUCGCCUCCUUUGGUGGAUUGGUGAUACUGGAAUGUCUGGAGCCAGUGACGGGAAGGCCAACGGGUCAGAUUGUGCUGGACUACCUGACAGACACUGUGAUGGUGCACGGAACAACGCUGUUCGGAAAACCAUAUGUCUCUCCAGAUUCCAGAAAAGUUGUGACCUUAAAAGCAGAUGACCACAGUGUUCUCAUAGUAGCUCAAGAAAUCACGGAGGACGGACUUCGAUUCCUGUUUGACGUGAAGACAACUCUGCAGAUCGGCGACGUCGCUUUCUUUCCCUCUCGUGCGAGUCACGGUUAUGAUCUAUAUGCGACCUCCUCUUCCAAAGAGGACAUUCUUUUUGUGGACCUCACGGAUGGCAAAGUGGAGAUGAUUACUGGGAUCGGGCGUCCUGCUCCCCUCCAGACGGCACUCUGGGGUAACAGUAAUCGUCCCAUCUUCAGUUCCGGCAUCUUUGGAACCUUCAUGAUAACAACUGCCGAGGACGCCAUCUUCGUAGUGAAUGGGAAGACGAGGACUGUGAAUUGUGAGAUUGGUUCUGUCCUCCAUCCUCGGAUGAUGGUCUGGGUGAGGGCACCCUGACUGUUAACUUUCUUUUUAAAAAAAAAAGUUUCUUUAUUUGAUAUAAGUGCCGCAGAUAGAGUUUGACAACGUUCUUUUCCUUCCGUGAUUUAAACGAAAAAAAGAAUGAGAAGAUUCAUCGUACAAAUGUAUGCGCGAAAUUUUUUGUGUUGGUGUAUUUUCUUCCUUUGGAGAAAAUUAGGACAUCUUAGCAGACGAUUUAUUAAGUUUUUGGGUGAAAAACAGUUUAAUUCUGAAAACUUUGCGAACAGUAUUAUUAAAUUUUGGAUAGAAGAAAACGACUUAAUUCGAAACAUCUGAACACUUUUGCAUUAAAUUGAGUGACGAAGAACAAUUUAAUUCUGGAAAACUACAUUAAGUUUUGGAGUGAAGGACAACUUAAUUCCGAACUUUUGUAAUAGACGUGUUAAGUUUUUUGAUGAAAUACAGUUUAGUUCUGGAACUUUUCUACAUAUUUUUGCAAGUCUCGUAAAUACUUCGUUGAUAAAAUCAAAGUUCUUUUUUAAUUUGUGAAGAGUUCUGAUAAAAGUAAAUGAUUUAUUUCCUCUCUCUCUCUUUCUUCUUCUUUAAAAAAAAUUUUUUUUUACGAUCUCACGUUUCUCGAAAUAAAACUUUAGGUCACUAAGGCAUACAAUGAAAAAGAAAAAUAAGCACAAUCAAAUUUAAUAAACAAUGUUCGUUUAUAAAAUUUGCUAAUGUUUGCGAGGUACAAUAUGAGAAGUACCAUACAAAUUAUAAGAACGAUUUAAUGUAAUUAUAUUUUAAAAGCAUUAUAAUUACAUUAUUCGCGGGUACUAAUCUAUUAAAUUUAUGUAAAUAACUUUAAUCGGAUUCAUUUUUGUGAUUGACUAUACAUACAAAUAAUUAAAAAAUGACGACGCAUUUCCGAUAUUUUGAAUGUUCUAACGUAUAUAGAUUUGAAAAACACAAUGAUUUACCUUUAAUUACUAUAGUUUUGUAAAUACAGAUAGCAAAAAUGAUUGCAAACACAAGGAAAUAUUGAGUAUGGCUUCACUUUUUCACAACUCUAUAUUGCCUUGUGACCAAUUCUUAAGAAAAGAAAAAAGGUUUCCCUUUAAAUUUUUAUAGGUUGAUCACACAAAAUUCUACAUUAUGCCAUACAACUAAAGAAAGAGAGAGAAUUUACGAACUCUUUUUGUUUAUUAUCUUAGUCAACUGAUGUUAUUGAGUAGAUAAAACAAUAACACUGUAUAAAAAAAUAAAUAAUGCUAAUAGGAAAGAGACAAACAUUUUAAGGAAUAGUUUUUUCUAGUCUCUCUUAGAUAGAGGCGUUUACUAGCCAAACUGUAUUUAAAAAUAAUUUAUUUUUACUAUAAAUAAUUCCAAUUAUUUUGUAUGCACAAUGUGUUUCUGUUUAUCGUUCGAAUGAAAUAAAAAAAAAGGGGGUUGUUUAUGCAUCCACUUACGAAUGCAUUUAUAAGCUCUGUGUUAUACACUACUUGGCCAGAGGUGCAGUUGUUAAUGUCAUACACUUAAGAGGAAUCCAUUUUGAUACUUUAGUUGCUCGCUAUUGAGCAACAACGACUACAAACAAACUGGUUUAAUCUUAGCUACUAUUUAUUGCAAUUUUAAUUUUUGUGUGCCACAAAUUACAUGUCCAUUUGAACGGAUCAUUUUGAUUUAUUUUGCAAUCCAUAAAAAUCAAUAACAAACUUGCAGUGGUGUCAACUUAUUGGACAAUUGGAGACUCGAGUAUUUUUUUCAACUUAAUAUACAUAUAUACACUAUCUGGCCAUGAUGUUUGUCCCCCUUUUAGCAUCGAUGACAGCCUGCACACGGCUGGGAAGACUUUCCACCAGUUUUUCAUAGGAAUUGACUUCCAUGACAGCUGUGCUUUCAGUGAGGAUUCGGCUGGCUACGUAAUCUGCAUUCUAAUUCGUCCCAAAGGUUUUCUAUGGGAUUUAGAUCGGGGAUCUGAGAAGGCAGUUUUUGAACACCUAUAUCGUCAAACCAUGUCUGUGCAAAACCCGAUGUGUGAAUGGGGCAGUUACACUGCUGGAAGAGAAAUGGGCCGAGCAUUGUCCAUAUAGAUCUAGUUCGAGUUGGAAGUGCAGCAUUGUCCAAAUAGAUCUAGAUCGAGUUGGAGCAUUGUCCAAAUAGAUCUAGUUCGAGUUGGAGCAUUGUCCAAAUAGAAUUAGUUCGAGUUGGAAGUGCAGCAUUGUCCAGAUAGAUCUAGUUCGAGUUGGAAGUGCAGCAUUGUCCAUAUAGAUCUAGAUCGAGUUGGGAGUGCAGCAUUGUCCAAAUAGAUCUAGAUCGAGUUGGAAGUGCAGCAUUGUCCAGAUAGAUCUAGACCGAGUUGGGAGUGCAGCAUUGUCCAGAUAGAUCUAGUUCGAGUUGGGAGUGCAGCAUUGUCCAAAUAGAUCUAGUUCGAGUUGGGAGUGCAGUAUUGUCCAAAUAGAUCUAGUUCCAGUUGGGAGUGCAGCAUUGUCCAAAUAGAUCUAGUUCGAGUUGGAAGUGCAGCAUUGUCCAAAUAUAUCUAGUUCGAGUUGGGAGUGCAGCAUUGUACAAACAAUAGGAGUAUGAGAAUAGGAACACUAAUAGGAGAACAUUCCACAAAUAGGAGAUUGUUAGUGACAUAAUAGAACAGUGUUAAAUCUCAGCCCACCACGUGUUGUCCAGUAGUAAAGGAAAAUUUUCACUUAAUGAUAAGUAAUUAUUUACAUGAAAUGAAAAAGAAAAGAUUUUGCAGACGAAAACAUACAAACAUAACUUAUGGCGGCAAAUCUAUUUUCAAAGUUAGUAUUUACAGAUGUACAGUGCGCAAAAAUUCUUUUUUGAAAAUAUCUGAAAUUUGUGCAAUUUAAUUUCUCAUGAACUAUUAAACCGAUUUUGCUCAAAUUUUGUAUUUUGC
Parasteatoda tepidariorum (common house spider) is the source of this 3880-nucleotide messenger RNA. NCBI's taxonomy places the organism in Eukaryota, Metazoa, Arthropoda, Arachnida, Araneae, Theridiidae. The record is from RefSeq and is a predicted model, not a curated record.